Schistosoma mattheei is the source of this 420-nucleotide messenger RNA. The record is from the annotation of a GenBank genome assembly. NCBI's taxonomy places the organism in Eukaryota, Metazoa, Platyhelminthes, Trematoda, Strigeidida, Schistosomatidae.
AUGGAAUUGUCAACUGAACAUCAAUCAAUUGAUCAAUGUAUGUUGAAACAUGAAUUAAUCAAACAAAUUUAUCUGAUGAUUGUAGAUAUGAUGUGCAGAAGUAAACUUUAUCAAUCUAUUGAACAAAAGAUACUCAUGGGAGAUGAAAUCAAUAUGGAAUUGUCAACUGAACAUCAAUCAAUUGAUCAAUGUAUGUUGAAACAUGAAUUAAUCAAACAAAUUUAUCUGAUGAUUGUAGAUAUGAUGUGCAGAAGUAAACUUUAUCAAUCUAUUGAACAAAAGAUACUCAUGGGAGAUAAUCAACAACUACAUGACAAUUUCCGUAGACUUGAUGGUCUACUACGAGAUCGAUAUGGUAGAAUACGUGUAUGUAACAUUUAUUUAUGUGAGUAUAAUAAUUCUUCUCUGGAUGUACAUUGA